GGGAGCUGCCUGCCUCUCCGGGGCCCGGGGCCCGUUGAGUCAGGUUCGCCUGCGGCCCCUCCUCUCCACUCCUCUUCCCCUCUCCCUGUAGGUGUGUCUUGGGCUCUGCGGCUGCCUGUCCCACUCCUGCUAAGACGCCGUGUGAGAGGUCACCCACCGCACCUCCAGCAAGCCCGACACAGACCAGCCAGGCAACCCACAAUGGAAGCUGCAGAUGCCUCCAGGAGCAGUGGGGCCAGCCUGGAAGCCAGGGGAGCCCACAGCUCCCUGGGCCCCAAAGGCAGCCUGGAGAAUGGGGCCAAGGCCGAAGGCAAAGAGGCCAAUAGCACCGACGGGCACGGCAGGGAAGGGGCCGAGGGCAAGAGCCUGGGCGGCUCCCUGAAGCCAGGCGAGGGAAGGGGCUCCCUGUUCUUGGGCAACAAGGGGCGGCGGCCCAUCAUUCAGUUUGUUGAGUCUGUGGAUGACAAGGGCUCCAACUACUUCAGCAUGGACUCUGGAGAAGGCAAGAUGUCCCCCUAUGCCAGGCUCCAGAUGGGGGCCACCAAGAAGCCACCCGUCACCUUUGCCGAGAAGGGGGAGCCGCGCAGGUCCAUCUUCUCGGAGCUCCGCAAGCCCACGGUGUCCAUCACGGAGCCGGGGGACCUCCAGCAGAACAGCUCCCCCCGGGCCGCCUCGAGCAACCUCCUGCGCUCCAAGUCGGGCUCCGAGGAGGUCCUGUGCGACUCGUGCAUUGGCAACAAGCAGAAGGCCGUCAAGUCCUGCCUGGUGUGUCAGGCCUCCUUCUGUGAGCUGCACCUCAAGCCCCACCUGGAGGGCGCCGCCUUCCGUGACCACCAGCUGCUCGAGCCCAUCCGGGACUUCGAGGCCCGCAAGUGCCCCCUGCAUGGCAAGACCAUGGAACUCUUCUGCCAGACGGACCAGACCUGCAUCUGCUACCUCUGCAUGUUCCAGGAGCACAAGGGCCACAGCACCGUGACCGUGGAAGAGGCCAAAGCCGAGAAGGAGACAGAGCUGUCACUGCAAAAGGAGCAGCUGCAGCUCAAGAUCCUCGAGAUCGAAGAUGAAGCUGAGAAGUGGCGGAAGGAGAAGGACUGCAUCAAGAGCUUCACCGCCAACGAGAAGGCCACCCUGGAGCAGAACUUCCGAGACCUGAUGCAGGACCUGGAGAAGCAAAAGGAGGAAGUGAGGGCUGCACUGGAGCAGCGGGAACAGGAUGCUGCAGACCAAGUGGAGGUGAUCGUGGAUGCUCUGGAUGAGAGGGCCAAGGUGCUGCAGGACGACAAGCAGAUCAGGGAGCAGAUACACAGCAUCAGUGACUCAGUGCUGUUUCUGCAGGAAUUUGGUGCCUUGAUGAGCAGUUACUCUCUCCCGCCGCCCCUGCCCACCUAUCAUGUUCUAUUGGAGGGGGAGGGCCUGGGGCAGUCGCUGGGCAACUUCAAGGACGACCUGCUUAACGUGUGCAUGCGCCACGUUGAGAAGAUGUGCAAGGCGGACCUGAGCCGUAACUUCAUCGAGAGGAACCACAUGGAGAACGGGGGUGACCAACGCUACAUGAACAGCUACAGUAACAGCUACACCGGCGAGUGGAGUGCUCCAGACACCGUGAAGAAGUACUCCAUGUACCUCACAUCCAAGGGUGGGGCCAGGACGUCGCAUCAGCCGAUGUCCCCCAGCCGCUCCUCCAAGGAGAAGCCCUUCAACAAUCUGUAUGGCACCAAAGGUAACUACACCUCCCGGGUCUGGGAAUACUCCUCCACUCAGAGCUCCGAUGACCUGCCUGCUGUGCAAAGCAGCUCUUCCUUCUCCCUGAAAGGCUAUCCUUCCCUCCUCAGGAGCCAGAGCCCCAAGGCCCAGCCCCAGACUUGGAAAUCCAGCAAGCAGAAUUAUCUGUCGCCCUGCCGGCCCUUCUACGUCAACAAAGGCGACGGGAUCGGGUCCAACGAGGCCCCUUGAGUGCCACGCAGGCAGGAACGAGGCUCUGCCACCCCUGCCCUCCCCAGCCAGCCCUGCUGCCCUUGCUGCCCUUCUCAUCUGGGUGGGAGGGGGCCUGGCCCUCCCCCCGCCCCGCCCUCCCCUGCUCUCUCAGGGCCGCCUGGCCUCCCCCUCCUCCCCAUCAGCCACGCUCCAUCCAGGCCCCCUCCUGCUCUGUGACUAAGGAUCACCAUCUUUCCUGUGCUCAAAGGCCAACCCUCAUGCGGGUGAGAGAUAAGGCUUUUCUCCCCUAACACGCCACAUUCCCCCUUUUGGGUGGGAUCCUUGGGGCCGGUAGCGGGUGCCCACACGGUACCGGCCUGCUUCCCCCGCCCAGGCCCCUGCUGUCUUCAGGCCUGUUGGCCCUUUCUCUCCAAGGCCCCUUACCCCGUGAUGCUGUCAGUAGGUGCCUGGCCAUGACAGCCGCCCAUCUCCCAUCCACACGGGCCCACUUCUUCCCAGCAGCCUGGCCCCCUAGGAGAAGACUGGCCCCAUGUGCCCUGCUCUGGUCCUACCUACCCAGGCUCAGCGUGGCAGGGCCUGCAGCCCUUGGCCACCACAGAGGAAAAGCUCUCAGUGUCUUGGCAUCACCCUGCCCGGCCCUGGGUCUCCCCACAUCCACCGCGAGUCUGUGGUCCCUGAGGACGGGCUCUCCUGGCUGGCAGGAUGAUCUUCACCAAGGUGUUCCUUUCUUCUACCUGCUGAGAUAAGCGAUUCCCUUGAUGUGAUAUACUCCACCCAUGAAAAUAGCUACCGGCCCAGCUGCUCCGAGGCAAACGUUUCAUUGGUUUCAUAAUUGUGUUUCUCCCUGACAAUGGGAAGUGAGCAGGCUGGCGAAAGUGUGGCUGGGCUGGUAGCCGCGGGGGCUUAUUUACAAUGUGCCUUACACCCUGCCCGCACCCCCAUC
Molecule: messenger RNA, 2878 nt
Organism: Physeter macrocephalus (sperm whale)
Lineage: Eukaryota; Metazoa; Chordata; Mammalia; Artiodactyla; Physeteridae
Gene: TRIM29
Product: tripartite motif containing 29
Exons: 9
Coding region: 202-1953 (583 amino acids)
Molecular function (GO): zinc ion binding
Source: RefSeq, a predicted model, not a curated record